CUCAAGCUCUCUGGGGACUUGAUUUUCAGCUUCAUUCCUUGUUUUAUUUUAUUUUUCUGGCGCUAUUUAUGAAGUCUUUUGAAAUCCCUAGGUGAUUGCUGACUCUCUACGUCUCUCCUUCGACUAAUCGACUAAGGAACAGGCAACACUUGUCUCUCUCUCGCUCACUCACACAUCCAAGUCCUCCUACUUUUUCACUCAUGUUCCGUUCCUCAUUGAGGGUCAAGGUCUGCCCUCUUUGAUCGCGACCAUCGAACUCAUUAUAUCUCAUCGAAUCUUAUUACAGUACAACAAAUAGCCCCCCUCCGGGUUUUCUGGCUCGAACCCUUCCCUUUGCCCUGCACGACCGCAUUUUACCCACUCUACCCACUCGCAGAUCGCCUUGCUCCAGACCACCACGGUUAUCCUAUCAGUCCACCUCUUGUACCUCCAAAAAUGCCCGCGGACUAUACAUCAACUGCCCGGGCUCUCUCCCUCUCAAGUUCUCCAUCAAGAUCGCCGUCCCCGUUAGAGGAUAAUUCGCGUCCACCAUGGAGCCAAACAGCGAACAGCAAUCGGAAUUCUACCGUCUUCCCGAACCAGAGGUCCCCUACCAUGGCCGGCCAGAUAAGGACCCGAGUAACAGAAAUAUCUCAACGCAUAACCGCCGCAUGGCAGAGAAUGACUCUUUGGCAAAGAGUUGGAGCCGUGCUCGCUGCCAUCCUCGCUAAUCUCUUGGGAUUUGGCUUUCUGUUCCUUACCGGGAAGGUGUUCAUCUGGCUCGGCCCAGUUGCAGAAGAAUGGGAGCAGUCGAAGCUGGUAUUUUUGAUUUUGUGGCUGGCCGUGUUCUUCGUAUCAUUCCCUCCGCUAGUCGGCUGGUCUACCUUUGGCACGAUUUCGGGCUACCUGUUCGGAGUAUGGAAAGGGUGGCUUCUCUAUGCGAGUGCAACCAUCUUGGGGUCGACCUGCUCCUUCAUUGCUUCCCGAACCGUCCUCUCGAAGUUUGUGCAUCGACUCAUGGAGCGCGACAAGCGGUUCGCUGCUCUCUCCCUAACGCUCAAGUAUGACGGGCUUAAACUGUUGUGCAUGAUUCGCCUGUGCCCACUGCCUUACUCCAUCUGCAAUGGAGCAGUGUCGACUUUCCCUACGGUCCAGCCGUUGACCUACGGGCUGGCUACCGCCAUAAUAUCCCCCAAAUUGCUUGUUCCAGCCUUUAUUGGCAACAGACUCCGAGUGCUUUACGAAAAGAAUGAGGAGAUGAGCGUGGGCUCAAAGCUUGUAAAUAUCUUUAGCAUCAUCAUCUCCAUCGCCAUCGGUAUCUUUACCGGGUUGUAUAUAUACAAAAGAACCCUGGCGCGCGCCAAAGAAUUAGAGGCGAGGGAGAGGGCUGAUAUCCGGAAUUCCCUCCAAGCCGACCACGCCGCUCACCGUCCCCACCAACCCUUUUCGGAGGAUCCAGAUGUCAAUGCUGCAGCGACAACCUUGGCACGCGAUGAGGAGGAGCGCAUUGGAUUCAAUGAUUUUGACGACGAUACUGUCGAUUUAGUGAUUGAUGAUGACGAAGAAGAAGAAGAAGAAGAAGAAGAAGAAGAAGAAGAAGAAGAAAGCCCCAGUGAUCGCACCCCCUCACGGAAAAAGUCCCAAUAUCGGGAUGAGUUCACGGACAAUGAGUCGGAUGUCUUUCGGGAUGGCGAUGGAACGGAUGGGGAGACAUACACUCUGCAUACGCAUGUACGGAGGGGGGAGUAAUGGCCCUAAGACUUGAUAUCCAGUGUUUUAUGUAGCUAGACGAUUGGAGUCUUCCGUAAGUAUUUAUGUACAUCCAUCUAAAGUAUAUAAUAAUAACAUGCGUG
Messenger RNA from Aspergillus ochraceoroseus IBT 24754, 1832 nucleotides. RefSeq names its product TVP38/TMEM64 family protein. Gene Ontology annotation, biological process: mitotic spindle elongation; vesicle-mediated transport. The record is from RefSeq and is a predicted model, not a curated record. The transcript has 3 exons. Gene Ontology annotation, cellular component: Golgi membrane. The coding region runs from base 436 to 1728 and encodes 430 amino acids. NCBI's taxonomy places the organism in Eukaryota, Fungi, Ascomycota, Eurotiomycetes, Eurotiales, Aspergillaceae.